Molecule: messenger RNA, 783 nt
Organism: Oikopleura dioica
Lineage: Eukaryota; Metazoa; Chordata; Appendicularia; Copelata; Oikopleuridae
Source: the annotation of a GenBank genome assembly
AUGACUCGAAUCACCCGAUCCGCCAGCAAACGAUCCGCUCUCGCUUCUGCGAUCUCUCGCGCGGAAGCGCACUUACUCCAGGCGAAACUGGCUCUGCAUUCUGUUGAUGCAUCCAAUUCGUCCGCAUCUGAAAGCGAAGAACUCCCACGCGGCAAGAAAAAACUGAUCACCAAAUUCGGCUUUUCUUCCAAGAAUCGUCGAUCAGGAGACGCUGCCCCGGAAGCGACUAACGAUCUCGCUCCCAGCUCCCCUGUUCAGCAGCCGGAGCCGCAGCCGACACCUUUGUCCCCGAUAGCUUCUGCUCCAAUGGACACCGAUUGCCCUCCUAAUCACUUCCGCGUUAGGGGUCCAUCUCGAAACUCCGACCCUCAGCUCCGUCUUCCUGAAGAAGCUGGACCAAGUGGCCUCCCAGCCCCGCAGGUGUAUCCAGAUCUUCCUCCUCGUCCCAACUCUGGUGAGGAAACGGCUGUCCCCGACCAACAGGAGCCCCGUUCUCCCGCUCGCGAAUUCGUCGAUUUCGCUGGGUCGUACCCAAUCGACCCCUCUACCCAAGCGAACGAUCCCUCUCCCGCUGCUAUCUACAAUCUCCUCAAACAAAAAUUGACGAGAGAGGAGCAGCUCCAGCUCAAGGGCUACUUACAGGUGAAAGAGCGGGAGAUCGAUGCGCGAUACCACGAUCUUUGGAGCGAUAUUUGCAAUCAGAGAUGGCGACUAGAAUUCACCACUCCGUCGAAUCGCUCCUUCACGCUUGCUGGGCGAAAUUGGUCUACCGAAAGCAACUAA